GGGAGGAGGCAUCUCCUGUUGCCGCGGUAACCGUGCAGCUCACCCGUGUCCCCCCUUCAGCCAAAUGCCUAGUGAUGAGCGAGUCCCCGGAUGAAGAAGAAUUGGAGGAGGGGACAUGCCUUUCCAUGACAAUGUUUACUACCCCUUUGAGCAGGAUGUGGCUCAGGUCUCUACGAUGCUAAAUGCACCUUGGAUGUCCCAUCCUUUCCUUUCUCCUGGCAGGAUGCCUUCUUCUAAUCAUGGUACACUUUUCAAGUUCCGGCCACGCCAUGAAAGUGUGGACUGGAGAAGAAUUGGAGCUAUCGAUGUGGACAGAGUAGCCAACGAGCUGGAUUUUCUAACUCUUCAAGACAACAUUAUGGGCGUUACUUUUUGCAAUGUGGAAAAUGAGAAGUGCCCGCACUGUCACAGCAGCCUGGAUCCAGUAUUGAUUAAACUGAUCAGACUCACUCAGUUCACCAUUGAAUAUUUGCUGCAUUCCCAGGAGUACCUCACUUCUAACCUACAGACAUUGGAAGAGAAGGCCCGUGCAGCCAAGAAUGAGUGUGAACAGCUACAGGUAAAGAUAACCAAGCAGAGCACAGAAAUAAAGGCACUCAAAGAUGAAUGCAAGCUGAGGAAGAAGAUGAUUGCUGCACAGCAAAUGAUGAUCAGUGCUAGCACCGGGCCCUGCCACAAGUGCCAACAUUGUGAGAAGUCUUUUGUAAACUAUUCGUAUUUAGAAGGUCACAUAAAGAGGAGGCAUGCUGAAGAUACUUCUUUAGUAUUCAGCGCUGAGCAAAGUCCACAGCAUUAUGAUAACUUGCACUAUGAAAUAAACUGUCUGAAAGAAGAACUACAGUUUACCAAAAAGCAGCUGGAGACCGAUAAAGCAACUCAUCUGGAGAAACUCUCUCAGCUACAGGAAAGUGAGCAUAGGAAAACAAUGGAGUUGGAAGUUUUGAAAAAGUUUGACAAGUGGAAAGCAGAAGAAAGAGAAAAUUUUGAAGAAGAAAUGAGAAAAGUGAAAGAAAUGUUUAUGAAGGAGCUUAAAGAAGUGACUGAUAAGAACUCUUCUCUGGAGAAUGAGCUGAUUGAAUUGAACAGACAGAGCCAGCAAAGAAGGUCUGGAUUAGGCAGUCUAGAAGAAAGCCCUCAGAUUGACCCAGGGCAGGGAAAGUCAAACUAUCAUUGUGACACUGAAAAUAUUAAGGAACUCUUAGAAAAUCAGGAAGAAAAGUGGAGAAAUCACAUCCAGGAACUUAAACAGGAGUAUGACCGAGAAAAGAACCAGACCAUCCAGUUACUUCGGCAGGAACAUGAUCGGGAAAAGAACCGAGUCAAACAGUUGCUACAGCAAGAUUUUGAUCGGGAAAAGAACCAGAUUGUACAACAGCUUCAGCAAGAGUGUGAGAGGGAAAAGAAUGAGAAGAACCAGAUUAAAGAAUUAUUGACAAAACCACCCCCGGCUGUUAAAAAAUCUUCUGAGCCAACAACCGGGCAAUCAUCACACAAUGUUGAAAGAAAACAUUCUGCCACUGCCUUCUCCACUAGAGACUUGGAAGCCGACGGACAAGGCACCAUCAAGUACCAUGUGAGACACGAGGUGAAGAAUGACCAUUCGUUAAAGAAAGCCAUUCGGAAGGUCAUUGAACAAGAUCUAGAAGAGAAGUUGGAAGUCCUCGGAUUUAAAGUGGGUGUGCGUGGGAUCCCCAGUGACAAGUUCCAAAAAUUAAUGGAUACAAGGAACAGUAACAGACACAUGAAAGAGAAAACAUUUCCAGGGCUCCAGAAAAUCUAUGAAAAGUUUUCAAAGCACGUGACUCAAAAAGCAGAGGAGCAGUUAUCUUCAUCUUUCAAAUGUGCUUCUACAAGCCAGCCUUUUACUGAUGCUAAAUCUUUAACUUGGGGAAGCACAUCAUCUUUUUCACCACUUAGACAGCGGAAACCAAAAACAUCAAUAGUAAAAUCUUCUCAAGAAGAACUACACGCCGAACCAAGAUAUCCGGUUCCUAUAAAGAGUUCUACACCAAAGGUUAAGUUGGUUUCCUCAAAAGAAAUUUCUGUUACCAAACCAUCGAGCAUUACGACACCUCCAUUCAGUUCUGAUGAUGAGUCUGAAUCUAGCGACAUGCCUUUGCCAUCUUACAAACGGCCUGACUCUUUGAGAACUAACAGUAAAUAUAACGUUGGGUUUGUGGACAAUGAAAGUGAAUCAGAUGGGAGUUUGUUGGAAGAAGUUAGGCCUCAGCCAGCCUAUAGAAGCAAUGGCCUAUUCCAAGCUCCACCUAAACCAGCGAGAGCAACACAAGUAAAAGAACUAGUCCAGCAGUCAUCAGGUUCAGCCAAUCUCAAACCAGGUGCUGGAGAUGUACCCCGGACAUUUGUAAAAAAAGACCCAGUUAUGGAGCUUAAGCUUACUGACAUUGAUGACACCGAAUUAGACAGUUCAUAUUUAGAGGAUGAACCUUAUGAAGUACCACGAUCUGUGCAAAAACGCCAGGAGACCGCAGUCAACAGGAAGGAGGUUCAGACGGCUUCUGUUAAACAUGCUGGUGGUGUUAUAAAACCAUAUAAAGCAGAUGCUCGUGAAGCCGAUACAUCCAGCACUCUUGUCAGCAGUUUAGUCACUGUGAGCGACUUCAGUGACACCUCUGAUAUCUAGUAAUGUCUUAUUUAUCAGUGAUAUACAGUAUAUCAUUAUCAUGAUACAUUCUCAAGUGCCUUGGGAGUUUGCACUGCCUGGAAAAUCUUCAGGGUUUACAUUUGUAUUAUUUGUAUGUUUGUAUGUUAUUUUAUACUGUGGAGAGUCUGAGUACCAUUGACCUAAUCAGUGGGAGCAGAUGGAGUGCUGCGCUCUAUUUAUGUCUUUUCUAUGACGUUUUUCUUAUAAUGUUUAAAAAUCUGUUUUUCUACGGUACAAUGUAUUUCUACAAGCACUUAAUGACCUCUUGUUUCUUUUCUCUACAGCAAGGUAUUUCAGUGAAAUCUGUUACUCUAAAGA
This is a messenger RNA of Nanorana parkeri, 2983 nucleotides long. RefSeq names its product DAZ interacting zinc finger protein 1 (gene DZIP1). The transcript is spliced from 18 exons. Lineage: Eukaryota; Metazoa; Chordata; Amphibia; Anura; Dicroglossidae. Gene Ontology annotation, biological process: cilium assembly. The record is from RefSeq and is a predicted model, not a curated record. Bases 116 to 2644 code for a protein of 842 amino acids. Gene Ontology annotation, cellular component: cytoplasm; ciliary basal body.